Molecule: messenger RNA, 4614 nt
Organism: Mollisia scopiformis
Lineage: Eukaryota; Fungi; Ascomycota; Leotiomycetes; Helotiales; Mollisiaceae
Product: xanthine dehydrogenase-like protein
Exons: 7
Coding region: 104-4492 (1462 amino acids)
Molecular function (GO): molybdopterin cofactor binding; iron ion binding; 2 iron, 2 sulfur cluster binding
Source: RefSeq, a predicted model, not a curated record
CGAAUCUGAUCUGACUAAGUCGCUUGGGAGGGGCUCCAAAGACCGGAUCAUCGAGAAGUUGGUACCUGUGUUAUGCUCUCUCCCAUGCUGCUGUUUAUUCAAGAUGGAGCUAACAUCAAAUAUCCAGUCUGUAUUCAAGAGGAGUACCUUGGACUUCUACCUCAAUGGUACCAAAAUAGAGCUGCGAGAGCCACAUCCUCAGUGGACCCUCCUUGAUUUCAUCAGAUCUCAACAUGGCCUCAAGGGCACGAAGCUGGGAUGCGGAGAAGGCGGAUGCGGUGCUUGUACGGUUGUCUUACAGACUCUGGACAGAGGGAAAGUAAAGCAUCUGGCAGUUAAUGCUUGUUUGUUUCCCCUCAUCGGUGUGAUUGGUAAACAUGUUAUUACAGUUGAAGGCUUGGGGAAUAUUGACAACCCUCAUCCUUUGCAGGAGCGGAUGGCAAAACUCCACGGCUCACAAUGUGGCUUCUGUACUCCGGGAAUAGUAAUGUCUCUAUAUGCUCUCAUAAGAAACUCUUAUGACCCAGUGUCAAAGAAAUUCAACUUGUCUGAGAAUGACAUUGAGAUGGAAGGUCAUCUAGACGGGAAUUUGUGCAGAUGCACGGGAUAUAAGCCGGUGCUAGAAGCCGCAAAGACUUUCGUUACUCAGGAUCUAAAAGGACAAAUUGCAAUCCCUGAUGGCAUCGACGUUGAGCUUGAACCACAUGAAAGCAGUUCAGACUGGCACUACCGAUCAGAGAGCAAUCUUAAUGCUCCCAUAGUAAGUAAUGUGUCCUGCGGACGGCCGGGUGGAUGUUGUAGAGACCCUCCAAAGACAAAAGAGAAGGAUUCAUCAUCCGACGAGUCUUCAAAAUUAUCAGAUGCGUCAUCUGAGGUUGAGACCACAUCGGAAAGCUCGGUUCCCGACGAUAACGAGAAUGAAAUACCUAUUGAUGGAGCAUCGUAUGGAAAGCCCAUGAAAUCGAGGGAGAAAGACCCGGCCAAUGGAACGACAGUCGUUGGGACAAAAGCCACUUCUGGGCUUGAUGCACCACCUCCGAAGACCAAAGAAGGUUAUCCGCAGAUCACAUUCAUCCCUUAUUCGCCAGACACAGAGCUUAUAUUCCCGCCUGCGUUGAAAAAGUAUCAACAUCAAGCAUUACUAUUUGGCAAUGAGACACAUGUAUGGCUUCGCCCAGUCACGAUGGAGCAGCUUCUUUUGAUUAAGGACGCCUACCCUGAAGCGAAGAUGGUUGGUGGAGCUAGCGAAGUCCAGGUCGAGAUUCGGUUCAAGAACUCCUCAUUCCCUAUUUCAGUCUAUGUCAACGACGUCGAAGAGCUUCGUGGUCUGGAAAACAAUUAUGAUGUUAUCGAGAAUUUAGACUCCAUAAUAGAAGUUAUUCUUGGUGCUAACGCAUCGCUAACCGAGGUGGAGAGGAUAUGUAAAGAUCUGUCUCUCAAACUUGGAAAGAGAGGAACUGUACUGGAAGCUGCUCGAAAGCAGCUGCGAUAUUUUGCUGGGCGACAAAUUCGCAAUGUUGCUUCACUUGCAGGCAACAUUGCCACCGCUUCCCCAAUUUCGGAUAUGAACCCAGUUCUACUGGCUGCUGGAGCUACAUUGACUGCUCAAAGCAAGGCUAACGGAAAGAUGACAUUACCCAUGUCGACUUUCUUCACUGCGUACCGAAAGACCACACUGCCUCCAGACGCAGUAAUCACCCAUAUCCACAUUCCGCUUCCAGCUCCGGGGGUAAAGGAGAUCACUAAAGCAUACAAGCAAGCGAAGCGAAAAGACGACGAUAUUGCUAUUGUGACAGCUGCGUUUAGAGUCAGAAUCGACGACGAGGGCCUGGUCUCCGACGUCUCUUUGGCAUAUGGUGGUAUGGCACCCAAAACAAUAGAAGCUAGGGCCACAAUAGAGGUUCUGAAGGGGCGAAAAUGGCACAGCUCAGCCACACUUCAAGGAACCAUGAGCUCACUUGCCCAAGAGUUUAAUCUCAAAUUUGGUGUUCCUGGAGGAAUGGCAACCUACAGAAGAACGUUAGCCAUGUCUAUGUUCUUCCGAUUCUGGCAUGAGACAAUAGCAGGCUUUGGAUUGGGCAAAGUCGAUCCCAGUCUCGUACAGGAGAUUCAUCGUAGCAUCUCCACAGGCCAUCGGGACAAUUACAAUCCACAUGAGCAGCGAGUAGUUGGCAAACAGGUCCCUCAUCUCUCGGCGUUGAAGCAAAACACCGGCGAAGCGCAGUACAUUGACGAUAUGCCAAAAGCAGACCGAGAGCUCUAUGGUGCGAUGGUUUUGUCAAGUCGAGCGCACGCCAAGUUGGUAGAGGUUGAUUGGUCGCCUGCUCUCGGUCCUGGACUUGCCGUUGGAUACGUGGACAAGCAUGAUAUUGCUCCAGAAGCGAAUCUUUGGGGAUCUGUGGUGAAGGAUGAACCAUUCUUUGCUGAUGGAGAAGUGUUCUCACAUGGUCAGCCGAUCGGAUUGGUAUUUGCGGAAACUGCUCUUCAAGCUCAAGCUGCUGCCCGAGCUGUGAAAGUUGUGUAUGAGGAUUUGCCUACCAUACUUACCAUUGAUGAGGCCAUCCAGGCGAAAAGCUUUUUCAAGCAUGGGAAAAUUCUCAAGAAGGGAAUUGCACUUGAAGACAGGAUGGACGAUGUCUGGUCAAAGUGUGAUCAAGUGUUUGAAGGGACGACGAGAAUGGGCGGGCAAGAACAUUUCUACCUUGAGACAAACUCAGCAUUGGUAAUCCCGAAUAGAGAAGAGAAAUCCUUCGAAGUGUGGUCAUCAACACAGAACACGAUGGAAACCCAAGAAUUCGUUGCGCAAGUUACCGGCGUGCCAAGCAAUCGAGUCAACGCUAGAGUAAAACGUCUAGGAGGUGCAUUUGGCGGCAAAGAAUCACGGAGUGUCCAACUUGCAUGUCUCCUUGCUGUGGCAGCAAAGAAAUCGAAUCGACCAAUUCGCUGCAUGCUGAAUCGAGACGACGAUAUGAUGACAUCAGGACAGCGACAUCCAGUGCAAGCCCGCUGGAAAGUAGGUGUGAAGAAGGACGGCACACUUAUUGCCCUCGAAGCUGAUGUGUACGAUAAUGCUGGAUACUCGCAAGAUAUGUCUGGAGCUGUGAUGGACAGAUGUUGCACGCAUUUGGAGAAUUGCUACGAGAUUCCACAUGUGCUUAUUAGAGGACAUGUCUGCAAAACAAACACGCACAGUAACACCGCAUUCAGAGGCUUCGGUGGACCACAGGCUAUGUUCAUUACGGAAAGCUUUAUGUCUGCUGUCGCCGAAGGAUUAGAUAUCCCCAUUGAUGACUUAAGGUGGAAGAACCUUUACAAAGAGGGACAACUUACGCCCUUCUUACAGAAGAUCGACGAAGAUUGGCAUGUCCCAAUGCUGCUAGAGCAGGUCAGAAAAGAGGUCAACUACGACGCUCGCAUAGCAGCAAUUGAGAAGUUCAAUUCAGAGAACAUAUGGAAGAAGCGGGGCAUCUCCAUGAUCCCAACCAAAUUCGGCUUGAGUUUCGCAACAGCUCUGCAUCUAAAUCAAGCUGGAGCUAGUGUCAAAAUCUAUGCAGAUGGUUCCAUCUUGCUACACCAUGGAGGAACUGAAAUGGGACAAGGACUAUACACGAAAAUGUGCCAAGUAGCAGCCCAAGAACUCAACGUUCCUCUCGAUGCUAUCUUCACCCAGGAUACUACGACCUAUCAAAUUGCUAAUGCCUCGCCAACGGCUGCAUCAUCAGGCAGCGAUCUUAAUGGAAUGGCUGUCAAAGAUGCUUGUGAUCAACUGAAUGAGCGCUUAAAGCCACUCAGAGAGAAAUAUGGCCAAGAUGCACCAAUGAAGACUCUCGCUCAUGCAGCAUAUCUCGAGCGAGUGAACCUUGCUGCUAACGGUUUCUGGAAAAUGCCAAAGAUUGGAUAUGUCUGGGGCAAUUACGAUGCUAAAACCGUGAAGCCUAUGUAUUAUUACUUCACUCAGGGAGUAGCCGUCUCAGAAGUCGAACUCGACGUCCUAACAGGAGACCACACCGUCCUCCGCACCGAUAUAAAAAUGGACAUCGGCCGUAGCAUCAACCCCGCCAUCGACUACGGCCAAAUCGAAGGCGCCUUCGUGCAAGGCCAAGGUCUAUUCACCAUGGAAGAAACGCUCUGGACCCGAGACGGGCAACUCGCUACCCGUGGACCAGGCACCUACAAGAUUCCCGGCUUCAGCGACAUCCCCCAAGAAUUCAACGUUAGUUUCUUGCAGGGAGUCAGUUGGCAUCAUUUGAGAAGUAUUCAGAGUAGUAAAGGAGUGGGUGAGCCGCCGCUUUUCCUGGGGGCUACGGUGCUGUUUGCGUUGAGGGAGGCGGUUAAGAGUGCGAGGAGGGAUAAUGGGGUUGAGGAGCCGUUGGUUUUGGAUAGUCCGGCGACGGCGGAGAGGUUGAGGUUAGCGAUUGGAGAUGAGAUCUUGAAGAAGGGGAUGGUUGUUCCGGAAGAGGGAGAGACGAACUUUUUUGUUGCUGUUGCGUGAGGGGGUGUGCCAGCCAUGUUGGAUAUGUUAUGUGAGGCUUUGUAUUCCAAGACUGCCACCAAAUAGCCACUUCAAAUUGGAAAGUGCAAAGCGUUCCGCCACAAAAUCAUUUCCAUAUUCCU